Molecule: messenger RNA, 1284 nt
Organism: Pyricularia grisea
Lineage: Eukaryota; Fungi; Ascomycota; Sordariomycetes; Magnaporthales; Pyriculariaceae
Exons: 3
Coding region: 1-1284 (427 amino acids)
Molecular function (GO): metal ion binding
Source: RefSeq, a predicted model, not a curated record
AUGGCGCUCUUGCUACAGUACUACCUCGUCCGUCCGGUCAGGAAAAUGCAGACCGACUCCGGCUACGUCAGCAUCCCUGAGUCCAAGGUCCCCAUGAUACCCAUUGACAUCCUUCCCGAGUGGAUCGAGAUCGUCGGACUUCCGCGCUCACUCAGGGACAACCAUGCCGUCGGCCUCACCAGCCUGGGUCACGUCGAAAAGCCCGAGGAGAUGUUGGAGGUUAGGCUUCGCAGUGUGGACCCGUCGGUGCACGACAGAGCCAUGCAAUAUGCCCAUGUAUCCCAUCUGUCUUCGGGGCAGAGUGGCGCCUCGACCAUUAACAACAUCCCGUCCCACGAGAAGGAGCCUGUCAGAACGACGACAGGUGAUCACGUCAAGACAGCGACGUUGAAGGAGCUGAAAAGGCAGCGAGGGGAGCGGCCGGACGGCGAGACGCUUACAAACACGACAGAGCCCGGACGACCCAACGUCGAUGCUCCGCGCAAGCUGGAGGCCGAGAUGCCCGCCGUGCAGAACCGGCAGUCUGACGAGGCGAGUAGGUCACUUCGAGCUGCGCCACAGAGUGUUCGUACCGCGGCGGGAAAAGCGCCCGUCUAUUCAAAGCGGGCUCUUGUAGCCGCGCCAAAUGGGCUGUCGAGCUCGGUCCACGCACAGAGUGAUCCCUCAACCGAGAUGGCAACGAAGGGCGCAGGAGUGUCUGCGGCGGCGUCUCCUCGACAUCAACGAUCAGCUGGUAGAGCAACGCAGCCGUUCGGUAAUGAGGGUAUGCGGAAGCCUACGCACGGGGCGAGGAAAAAGACGAAAAUUCCAGAGUCCCGUCGGUUCUGCCAUAACUGGUGUCAUCGUGGAGCGUGCAAGUGGGGUGCUGAAUGUCACUACCGUCAUGCGAUGCCUGCGACCCGCGAGUGCCUUCGAGAGGUCGGACUCAGGGAUUAUCCCCGGUGGUGGGCGGAACUCUCGGGCGCGUCGACGGAUACAAGGCCGCGCGGCCGUACGGGGCAGAGCGCAGCAAGGAGGAAAACACCAUACGAACAAGAGACAAGGCCGCACGAACCAGAACUACAACGUGAGCCUUUGAGCAUAUCCAAGCGCGCGGUUGCAGAGGAUCCCGUGUGUUUGGAUGCACAUCCGUCAGAGGGACUGUCACGGCUCCAGGUUUCGGACUGUUCAGGGGUGGCACAUCGGGUGACGCAGCUUCCAGCUACGACUUCUCUGGCGGAGGGGAAGAAUGUUGCUCAGGAGAAUGGGACCCGGGAGCCAGUUAAUCUAAUCGAUCUGGACUAA